AUGUCGACAUUAGCCCGCGCCCUCCGCCCGGCUCGCCGCCUCCGAAUCGCACCGCCCGCGCAGCGGGGCAUGCCCCUCGUCGCCCAGCGGUGCUUCGCCGACAAGCCGCCCGUCCAGACCGAGUCCACUACCAACGCCGAGUUGGGCGUGGGCGAGUUCGAGGGCAUCAAGUUCCGCGUCGAGCCGCUGCGCCGCGUGGGCGAGGACGAGCGCACCAUGCGUGCCCGCCUUCUUUACCAGUCCCGUAAGCGUGGUACCCUCGAGUCCGACCUCCUUAUGUCGACCUUCGCCAACGAGCACCUCCCACACAUGACAAAGGCGCAGAUGCAGCAGUACGACCUGUUCCUCGACGAGAACGACUGGGACAUCUACUACUGGGCUACGCAGGAGGACGCCCCCUCAAACUCGGCCCCGACGCAGAAGCCCUUGGCAGAGACCGCCCAGACCAAGCCCGCCGAAGACAUCCGCACGCAGCCGCAGCGCGCCGGGGAGUGGGCCAACACCAUCGGCACCUUCAAGGCGCAGUACCGGCCCGUUCCCGUGCGGUGGCAAGAUAGCGAGAUCCUCGAGAUGCUGAGGGCCCAUGUCCGCAGCCGCCGCGCCGACGGCACCGUUGGCGUGCACCGCGACGUGCAGGAGCGCAAGGAGGGCGGACUCGGGUUCAUGCCGCCCCUAUUCGACGUUGACAGGGCGGGCGGCAGGAACUGA
Messenger RNA from Colletotrichum higginsianum IMI 349063, 708 nucleotides. RefSeq names its product Tpr repeat protein. Bases 1 to 708 code for a protein of 235 amino acids. Gene Ontology annotation, cellular component: mitochondrion. Lineage: Eukaryota; Fungi; Ascomycota; Sordariomycetes; Glomerellales; Glomerellaceae. Gene Ontology annotation, biological process: mitochondrial respiratory chain complex II assembly; tricarboxylic acid cycle; mitochondrial electron transport, succinate to ubiquinone. The transcript has 2 exons. The record is from RefSeq and is a predicted model, not a curated record.